Oxyura jamaicensis (ruddy duck) is the source of this 6218-nucleotide messenger RNA. RefSeq names its product latent transforming growth factor beta binding protein 2 (gene LTBP2). The coding region runs from base 218 to 5473 and encodes 1751 amino acids. Gene Ontology annotation, molecular function: calcium ion binding. The transcript has 37 exons. Lineage: Eukaryota; Metazoa; Chordata; Aves; Anseriformes; Anatidae. The record is from RefSeq and is a predicted model, not a curated record.
CUCUGCCAGUGCCAGAGGCGGGCGCGAAGGUGCUCGGAGCUGCCCGCGGAGCGCGGCGGGGGGACGAGCCGCCCUCCUCCUCCUCCUCCUCUUCCUCCUCCUCCUCCUCCUCCCGCGGGGCCGCCCGGUGGGCAGCAGGUGCCGGCGGAGCCCGGCGGGGCGAUGGGGCAGUGAGGAGCGGCUCCGCCGGGCGGACCGGAGCGCAGCCGGCGGGACGAUGCCGACCCCUCGCCGCCGGCUCUCGGCCGCCCCGCGGGCUGACAGCAUGAGGGGAGCCGCGGCCAGCGUCCUGCCGCUCACCUUCGCCAUCCUGCUGGGGCUCGGCGACUGCCAGAGGGACCUGGCGGCCAGGCUGGAGCCCGGCGCCUCCCGUCGAGCCGAGCCCCGCCGGCUGCGGGGCCAGGCGGCGCCCCUGGGGGCUGCGGGCACGGCGCCCGGCCUGCCCCGGCCGCACCGAGCGCCCCCGGAGGCAGCGCCCCUGCCCGCCGCCCCCCGCCCCGACCGCGGCCCCGCGGCCGGCCCCGGCGGCGGAGACGGGCUCGGUCCCCGGCGGGGACACGGGCACGGGCAGGGGCUGGCGGCGGCCCGGCAGCGGCCCAGGAGCGGGCUCCGACCCCGAGCCGUGCCCCGGGCGAAGGAGCCGAGCGGCGCCGGGAGGAUCGCGGGGCCCAACGUCUGCGGGAGGCAGUGCUGCUUGGGAUGGACCGUGGCUCCUGGCACAAACCGCUGCAUCAAACCUGUCUGUGACCCGCCGUGCCAGAACAAGGGUUCCUGCAGCCGGCCCCAGGUCUGUACCUGCCGCUCGGGCUUCCAGGGCUCCAGGUGUGAAGAAGUCGUCCCCGAGCAAGAGUACCACCCGCCCGGCAUCGCCCUCCAGCCCCCUGCCAGCUCCCUGCGGAGGAGGACCGGCACGGCCGAGAGGGACGCCUCCACACGAGGGGCUCAGGCGCCCGUCCCGCGGCACGCACCCACCGGGACUCAGAGCAGAAUCGGCUCUCCUGUCUCCCCGCAGCACACGGGGCCCUCGCGGACUGUCCGGCGGUACCCAGCCAGCAAUGGCCAGCUCACAUCGAACGCGCUCCCCAGCGGGCACAGGCACGAGCAGAGCAGCUCUGGGCCCCACACGGUUUCCCAGGAGCACACGUUGGCUGCAAGGGGGGCCAACCUGACAGAGAAGAUUAGGAAGAUAAAAAUCGUCUUCACACCCACCAUCUGCAAGCAGACGUGCCGGAGUGGGCGCUGCUACAACAGCUGCGAGAAGGGAGACACCACCACUCUGUACAGUCAAGGGGGGCACGACCACGAUCCCAAGUCUGGCUUCCGCAUCUACUUCUGCCAGAUCCCCUGCCUGAAUGGAGGCCGCUGCGUGGGCCGGGACGAGUGCUGGUGCCCCUCCAACUCCACGGGGAAGUUUUGCCACCUGCCGGCCCCCUCUCUGGAAAAGAAGCAAGGAGGGAGAGCGCUGAACACGCCGUCCGGCGGCUCCAUGAAGCACUCCACCUACACCCUGCCCUUGUCCAACCAGCUGGCUUCCCUGAACCCUUCCCUGGUGAACGUCCACAUCAACCACCCUCCGGAAGCCACCGUGCAGAUCCACCAGGUGGCCAGGGUGCGGGGCGACGCGGAGGUGUCGGAGGAGAACAGCGUGGAGGCGGUGCUGGUGCCUCAGCUGCCCGCUGUGCCCUGGCACACCUACACCAAUGGCAACGGCAACAGCAUUGCCACCGAGGGGGGCCGGCAGCAGAGACCCCCAGGGCUGCUGGGGAGGUGCUUUCGGGAGGCUCUCCAUGGGCAGUGCACCAACCCCCUGCCGGGGCUGACCAGGCUGGAGGACUGCUGUGGCAGCGUGGGGCUCUUCUGGGGGGUGGACAGGUGCCUGGCCUGCCCCCCGCGGCCAGCGCACCCCGUGGUGGAGAACGGACAGGUGGAGUGUCCCCAGGGAUACAAGAGGCUGAAUCGGAGCCACUGUCAAGAUAUCAACGAAUGCUUGAUGCAGGGCUUGUGCAAAGACGCCGAAUGUCUGAACACCCGCGGCAGCUUCCGCUGCACCUGCCGGCCUGGCACCAUGUUGGACCCCUCCCGCAGCCACUGCAUCUCGGACAAAGCGGUGUCGAUGGAGCAGGGGCUGUGUUACCGCUCGGCGGCCGGAGGCGUGUGCUCCUUCCCCCUCUCGCACCGAAUCACCCAGCAGAUCUGCUGCUGCAGCCGCGUCGGCAAGGGCUGGGGCAAGAACUGUGAGGAGUGCCCCAUGCCCGGCUCAGAAGCCUUCAAGGAGAUUUGCCCAGCAGGACAUGGCUACACCUACUCCAGCUCUGAUAUCCGCCUGUCCAUGAGGAAGGCAGAGGCAGAAGAGCUGCCCCUCAGCCUCGAAGAACAAAGGGAGAGCAGCAACUGGACAUUAGACUGGACAACAAGGAGACAGCAGCUGCAGGACAGCUUGCGUGGAAGCAUCCUGCAGGCAUUACCCCGCCCUGGCAUCACGGCAGGAGAGGGUGAAGUUUCUCUUGCUGGGCAGGUUGCUGCUGGUGCCACCCCAGAGCCCGCCACGCACAGAGCAGAGGAAGAGGAGUCCUGGCGUGCUCCACCCCAGCCUGGCCCCACCACCACCUGGGCUGAUGCUGCUCCAACACAGAUGCCUGCACAGGGCUCAGGGGCCAGUGGCUGUGCCUCUUCACCUCUCGCCUGUGGAGCUGGCACUUGUGUGCUCACCCCAGACGGAUACAGCUGCUUAUGCCACCCGGGCUAUGCGUUGCACCCCAGCCGUCUCCGCUGCAUCGACGAAGACGAGUGCCUGCAGGAUCCUUGUGCUGGGAAAGGUCACUGUGUCAACAGCGUGGGCUCCUAUUUGUGCCUCUGCUACUCUGGGUACACCCUGGUUGUCUCGGAGAGCAAGCAAAGCUGUCAGGAUCGAGAUGAGUGUGAACAGCCCUCCACCUGCCCAGGACAGCAAUGCGUCAACACCCCCGGCUCAUACCGCUGCGAGUGCAAGGAGGGCUUUGCCAUGGGCCCCCGAGGACAGUGUGAAGAUAUCAACGAGUGUGUGGAUCCCAGCCCUUGCCCCCAUGGGAAGUGUGUCAACACCCCGGGCUCCUACAGGUGUGUCAGCUGUGCGGAUGGAUACCGGCCCAGGAACGGGAGAUGCAUUGAUGUGGAUGAGUGCCUUGUGGAGGGGACCUGUGCCCAUGGACAGUGUGUCAACCUGGAUGGCUCCUUCCGAUGUUCUUGCUACCGGGGUUACGAGGUGGCACCUGAUGGGAAGAGUUGCCGAGACAUCGACGAGUGCACAGCCCGGGCUGCCUGUCCCUCCGGACUCUGCCUCAACACCGAGGGCUCCUACUCCUGCAUGGCCUGUGAUGCUGGCUACACUGCGUCCAGAGAUGGCAGCGUGUGCGAAGACGUGGAUGAGUGUGAAGACCCUGCUGUUCAGUGCCGGGGGGGAGAGUGCAGGAACACGCCGGGCUCCUACGAGUGUCACUGCCCAGCUGGCUUCGAGCUCCUCAAUGGCACCGUGUGCCAAGAUGUGAAUGAGUGCCUGAACAGCGAGAUCUGCAGCCCCAACGGUGAGUGCCUCAACAGCCACGGGUCCUACUUCUGCAUUUGUGCUCCCGGCUUCUCCAACACGGCUGGCGGAGUCAGCUGCCAAGAUGUGGAUGAAUGUGCAGACAAAUCCCGGUGCUCGCAAGGCCAGUGCCUGAAUACAGAAGGUUCCUACAGGUGUCUUUGUGAAAAUGGGUUCAAACACUCCCAGGAGACUGACGACUGCGUAGACGUGGAUGAGUGUAAGGAAUACGGGGAUGCCAUCUGCGGCACGUGGCGGUGCCAGAACAGCCUGGGCUCCUACCGCUGUAUCAUGGGCUGCCAGCCCGGCUUCCACUGGACGCCGCUGGGUGACUGCAUCGACAUAGAUGAAUGCGCCAACGAGACGCUGUGCGGGAGCCACGGCUUCUGUGAGAACUCGGACGGCUCCUUCCGCUGCCUCUGCGACCGCGGCUACGAGAGCUCACCCUCCGGGCACUACUGUGUCGAUGUGAACGAGUGUGAGCUGAUGGUGGCCGUGUGUGGGACUGCGCUCUGCGAGAACGUGGAGGGAUCCUUCCUGUGCCUGUGCCCCAGCGACCACGAGGAGUACAACACCGAGGCCGGGCAGUGCCAGCCACGAGCAGCCAUGGAGGGCCCUGAGAGACACGCAGCCCAGCCCUCCGACAGCUCAGAGCGCAAGCAGUGCUACUACCACAUCAGCGACGUCCGCCUGUGUGACAGCGUCCUGGCCAAGAACGUCACCAAGCAGGAGUGCUGCUGCACUGUGGGGGCAGCCUGGGGUGACAACUGUGAGACCUACCCCUGCCCCAUCGCGGGCACAGUGGAGUAUCAAGAGAUCUGCCCUCUAGGGAAGGGCUAUGUUCCCCAGGAAGAUCUGCUCUCAGGAAAAGUCUCCUUCACAGACAUGGAUGAGUGUGAGACAUUUGGCUCUGAGUUCUGCCGCAACGGACAGUGUCUGAACACGGUGCCGGGCUACAAGUGCUUCUGCCGUACGGGCUAUUUCUACGACCCCAGCAGGCUCGAGUGCGUUGAUCAGGACGAGUGCCAGAACGAAGUGUACUGCAUCAACGGCGAGUGUCUGAACACGGAUGGUUCCUACCACUGCUUCUGCAGCCUCCCGCUUGUGCUGGAUGCCACAGGCAACCGCUGCGUGAACCUCUCCGGCAGGGCAGAUGCCCUGGAGGAGUAUGAAAUCCACCUGGACGUCUGCUGGCAGACUGUCUCUGACUACAUCUGCCAAGACCUGCUGCACGGCGAGCAGACCACCUACACCGAGUGCUGCUGCCGCCUCGGCGAAGCCUGGGGCCAGAACUGCGCGCUCUGCCCCCACAGGUCCUCCGCUGAUUUUGCUUUCCUGUGUAGUGGGGCCAGUGAAGACAGUGACAGAGGGGCUGAGGUCCGAGAAAGACCUAGGUAUGAGUACGGACUGGGCUUGGAAGACCCCCACUAUGGCCUUACCAGCCCAGACAUGGGCCCCUACUACAACUACCUGGAAUCUGAAUAUGGCAACCCCGAUGUGGGCUUCCCUCGGCGGGAACCCAGCAGCGAGUUUCGUGGCAGCCCUUUCCACCACAGCCCGGGGCGGCCCCCGCCCCGCUACCUGCCCAGCCAAACUGGUCUCUACGAGGGCUUCGAGGGCCUGCAGGCUGAGGAGUGUGGCAUCCUCAACGGCUGCGAGAACGGGCGCUGUGUACGCGUCCCAGAGGGCUACACCUGCGACUGCUUCGACGGCUUCCAGCUGGACAUGACCCGCAUGGCCUGCGUGGACAUCAACGAGUGCGAUGAGGUGGGCGGCCCCGCGCCCCUGUGCCAGGGCGGCACCUGCGAGAACACAGAGGGCUCCUACCGCUGCCGCUGCUCGCCCGGCUACGUGGCCCUGGCCCAGCCCCACCACUGCGUGCCCCAGACAGCCCAGAGCCCAGCAGCAGCGUAGCUCUAGGGGAGCGGCGGUGGGGGUGCUCCCCUCCAGCAAUGCUUCUCCGGGACCCAGCGGCACGGAGAAGGGUCCCCGGGGCUGUGGCUGCUUCCGAGCCCUUCACCCCUUCCCCUUCAAAGCGCACAACUCCCUUGCCACCUUUCUCCUGGCUGUGCCCACCAGGGCUGAGCUCCCAGCCUCUGUACCCCCAUCCUCACCGCCAGCCCCCGCUUCUGCCACAGCAGAGCCCUCCCCGGCCUGCCCCCCCCUGCACCCGCCACCGUGCCACGCACCACGGGGGCUCGCAGGACGCCUUCCCCUGCCACGCAGCCCCAGCUCCUCCCUGCACCCGCAGAGACUGGGUUCGCCUCCCCAUGGCGAGCAUCACUGCUGCACUGAGCUAGCGGCGAGCCGCCCCCGCGCCACGGGUAAUGCCCCCGGGGCACAGCCUUGGGGAGGACAAGGAGGACAGCCCCGGCUCCCCAGAGCUGCUGCCCAACCUCAGACGUGGUGGAGAGGCUGGGGGACCCCACGGCUGGCUCGCCCUACAGCUGUCCCAGGCGCAUCCCUACCCCUGCAUCGCGCCUUCGUGCCCGCGCCGGCUGGGGGUGAGUGGGCAGGGGGGGCGGUUCCAGCUUCGUUUCUGUAAAGUUGAUGGUGACUUUUUUUUUUUUUUUUUUUUUUAACCAAGUCUGCUGGAAACUUCUUUCAUGUUGUUAAAUAAAACAUUUAUUUUUGGGCCCUGUGGCUCAAGACACUGGGG